UGAUGGCCACUGAGAUGGCCGCCCAGGAGACCUCUAACGACCUGGGGUGCAAUUCGUCCGAGGAGGACAGUACCAACCGUGCGGCCUUGGCAGAGGGGACGGCGGAGGAAAAGACAUCUCCGGUGGCGCGACGGCAUCACCCGUUCAGCGUGGAGGCGCUCAUGUCCGGGAGGAAGACGGACAGCCGCGGCGGAGAGUCCACCUGCUGCAAACCGGAGGGACGCUCGGUGACGGUGUCCCCCACGGGUUUGAACUCUCUGUAUCUGUGUCGGGGGACGUGCAGUCCUCCCGGGGGAAGCCGAAAGAGCUUAACGGCUGCGCCUACGUCGCCGGUGAAGUCCGAGGCAUCGGAGUCCGAGGACUGCGCAUCCUGGGUCACCAACAGCGCGUUUCCCACACAGCCUCGUCAUUCCAGUCCUUCCUGUCAGUUGAGGAAGCACAAGACCAACCGAAAGCCCCGCACCCCCUUCACCACGUCUCAGCUGCUGGCCCUGGAGAGGAAGUUCAGGCAGAAGCAGUACCUGUCCAUCGCAGAGCGGGCCGAGUUCUCCUCCUCCUUGACCCUGACAGAGACCCAGGUGAAGAUCUGGUUCCAGAAUCGCCGGGCAAAAGCCAAGAGGCUCCAGGAGGCCGAGCUGGAGAAACUCAAGAUGGCCGCUGACGCCAAGACGGUGGCAGUGGCGGCCGCCGCUGCUGGAGCUUUACGCCCUGGCUUUACUUUACCGCUGUCGCUGGGCGCCAUGCAACUGUACGGACAGUCGUACUCCGCCUAUCACCACCACCACCACCACCACCACAGACCCAUACUGCCCAUUUCACCUUUAGGACUGUAUGCUGCUCCUCUGGGCUACAGCAUGUACCACUUAUCAUAGAAAUGGAAAUACCUUUGAUCUUUGGUGAAAUGUCUUUCAGUGCAUUUCCAAGGAUUCCCAAAAAACGGACACAGAGGACGUGCGGCUGACAUUUUAAAAAUCAGUGUUUAUAAUAUAUCCACUGCACAAGGAGUGCUUGAAUCAACUUUCCGAGCACUUCAAGUCAAAUUAGAAUUUUUUUUUUCCCACAGCGAGGAUGAAAAAAAACGGUGUUCUCUUGCCCCUUUGGACUGACUGUUUACAUGACUUAUCUAUAGGAGGAGGGGUGUUGCUGCCCAGCUGUUUAUACUCUUCACUUGUUUACUCCUGCAAUAAUUGAGCUGGGCGAGCACUUGCACUGGGCACAAUAAUACAGACUACAACUCCAACUUUUCA
This is a messenger RNA of Seriola dumerili (greater amberjack), 1247 nucleotides long. It is a transcript of the gene msx2b, whose product is annotated as homeobox protein MSH-D-like. NCBI's taxonomy places the organism in Eukaryota, Metazoa, Chordata, Actinopteri, Carangiformes, Carangidae. Gene Ontology annotation, cellular component: nucleus. Bases 3 to 872 code for a protein of 289 amino acids. The record is from RefSeq and is a predicted model, not a curated record. Gene Ontology annotation, molecular function: RNA polymerase II transcription regulatory region sequence-specific DNA binding; DNA-binding transcription factor activity, RNA polymerase II-specific. Gene Ontology annotation, biological process: regulation of transcription by RNA polymerase II; embryonic morphogenesis. The transcript is spliced from 2 exons.